CUCCUACUACCACCUUCGUCAUUCUCCUUGGCUAGAGUGUGCUGUAGUGACUAUAACAGAUAGCGUGUCGUUGUUGCCAAAAGUGGUCUAUACAGAUUGGCCCUCUUUUCGCUAUCACGGAGCUCUUCUCCUCACUGUUGCGUCUCUCUCUUCAGGCUCUUUGUCUCUCUCUGAGCUCACUCUCACGGCGAACAUCUCUCCUCAUCGUCACUUCUGCACUUCUACUCGGUUGUCACCUCUAGAAGGUCUACUUGGCCCUUUUUUCCUCGCUCCUCUACAUUGCUCGAGGGUCUACUCAGAGCUUUUGGCGUCGCCGUUGCAAACGGUUGCUCGUUGGCCCUAUUUUUGUCGGUCGCAAAUGGUUGCUUGAUCCUCUUCAAGCGCGUCCUCUUUCUCCUUGAAUCUCUUCCUGGAGCCUCGUUGUGAAAUAUCUGCUCGGAGCCUCGCUAUUCCAACUGAUCCUCUUCUACAGUUUCUCUCUCACUGUGUCUCUAGUAAGUCACUGCUCCUCCAAUUUCAAUUUCUAAGAUUCUGACUUAAGAUUGUGUUCUAAGUUGAGUUGUUCCUUAUGUGAUUUGAAUGCUGAGUUUGGAUUCUUUGCUUAGUUUUUCUGAUUUUGGCAUAGUUGUAAAAGGAAUCGACCUGGUUGGUUGGACCAAAAAACUGGUGAACCGGUCAUGAGAUUGGUUCGGGCAAAGCAUAAGACCGGAUAAGAAAAAGAAUUGGUAAAAACCGGUUUGAUCUGGUCAGUUUUGAUAAAACCAAUGAACCGGCAGGGUUGAGAAACCCAGACCGGUUCAAUUUUUCAAAAAAAAAAAAAAAAGAAAAAAACCUAAUCCAGCUAAGGAUCCCCAGUCCACUCUCACACUCUCACUCUAUACAGUCUGAGAGAAAGGGGAGAACGCGGCGCCUCAACCUUUUCCCUCUCACCGCACGGUCGCCGGUUCGUCCUGCGCCUUCACUGCUGUCCAGUCGUCUGUGUCUCUGUCCGCGUCUGUCGUCUCCGUUCGCAUCGCGUCGUCCCUGCGCCUUCAUUGCGUCCGGCAGCUCCUGCGCCUUCACUGCGUCACCUCGCCUUCCCUGUUUCACUCCUUUCCUUCUUUGUGGUUUGAGCGAAGCCGUCAAAAACCGCGAAACACAACACGUCAACACCCUGAGAUCUGCAACAGCUUCAAUCUCUCUCUCACUCUCGGCUCAGAUCCCACGCCGAUCUUCCUCAGCUUCCGUCCCUGAGAUGCAAAUUUGGGACUUUUCAGGGCAAACAACCCAGUUAUUCAUCAAUGACAAAAUGACAAAUGAUUCUCUUUGUCAACUUGGAAAGGAGGUAGAUGUUGAUUUGUUUUUUUCCUUUUUAUGUUCCUUUUAUGCAAUUUUGUUGUUCACGAAUUUUUAAGUUGGUGGUCCAAGAAGCUGGUAAGAAACCUGUUGUUAGUAGAUAGUUGGAUAUUUAAGUGAAUGUGUGUUUCUGAUUGUUCUUAAUAUUAGACAUUUGGUUCAAGAACUAUUCAUAGUCAAUUGUGCUUAUACUGUUAUUGUUUGUCCAUCUUUAUAUAGAUUCUAUUGACUAUUUUUUAUUUUUUAUUUACGUGGAAACGAGUUAAUCGGUCCACCGGUUGAACCAAUGAUUCAGUAAUUUGAUCGGUUCGAUCACCGGUUCGGUUCUGACAACUAUGGUUUUUGGAUUCUUUGGCUUUGGAUGAUGAGUUUUCUGUUUUUGAAUUUUUGUUGUUGAAUACUUGGUUAGAAGUCUUUGUUAAAAUUUGUUGUGAUUUUGAAUUCUUUGUUGCCGAUCGUUUGAGUUUUUAUGUAAGUUUAUGUUUUUCAUUGUUGCUCAUUACUUAAUUAUUAGAAGUUAUUGUUGAAAUUUUUCGUUCUAAAUUUUUGUUGCUGAUGUGAUGAGUAUUGUUGCUGAUUACUUGAUUAGAACUUAGAAGUUAAUUAGAAAUUUUUUAUUUUAUGAAUUUGUAAUGAUAAAAUAUGAACAAAUUAUUAUGUGAAAUUGUAAAAAUUUGAAUUUUAUUAGCUUAAAAAUAAAUAAAUUUGCGUUGCUGAUGUGAUGAGUAUUGUUGCUGAUUACUUGAUUAGAACUUAGAAGUUAAUUAGAAAUUUUUUAUUUUAUGAAUUUGUAAUGAUAAAAUAUGAACAAAUUAUUAUGUGAAAUUGUAAAAAUUUGAAUUUUAUUAGCUUAAAAAUAAAUAAAUUUGAAUAUUUGAAAUUGUCUAUUAAAUUUUUAAUAAUUUUAUUAUAUAUUUAAUUAAACUGGUUCAACUACGGUUCGGUUCUGGUUGAAUCAUUGAACCAGUUACUUGACCGGUUCAGUUCUGGCAAUCUUGGUCGAACUAAUUUACAUUUAUAAAGUUUUUGCUUGCUCAGGUAAUCAAUAAAAUUAUUUUGUUAAAAAAGAAUGUUAUAAAGUUGGAAUUAUUUUUUUAGAGAAAAAGACAAAUAAGUUCCUGACUUUUUAAUUUAAAGACACAUAAGUCUUUGACUAAUUAAAAAUAUAAAAAUGUCCUUCACCUUCUAAAAUGCGAGACAUUUAAGUUCCUCCGUCCAAAAUAUAUGAGGACAAAUAGGUCUCUCGGAGGGACUUAAAUGUCUCGCUUUGUAGAAAGUGAGGGACAUUUUUAUAAUUUUAAUUAGUUGAGGACUGAUGUGUUUUUUCUUUUUUUUUUUUUGAAACAAAUGUGAACGUCGAUUUGAUUGUAGAUUACAAGUUGGUUCAUGUAAAUUUUUUUUUUUCAAAUAUCUUUUCUGAAACUCAUUUUGCCCUCCUCAAAUAACUCAUUUGUGAGACAAUUCAUAUAGUGAGAGCACAAGCAGCAAUGAUCUGUAAUGGGUUAUACUGAUGUAUGCAUUCAAACGAAAGAUUCCCUACUCGUUGCUGCUGAAGUUCACUGCCUAUAGAACAGUCAAAAUCCGGUGGCUGAUACUGUUACCACCACCACCACCACCACCUUCAGCCACCGACACCCACUCAUUCAAUGGCCACAUCAACUACCUUUCCUCCCAAGGUUACGACCACCAAAUCCUCCUCACCUAUGCCUCUAUGCUCCAUUCCCAAGUUCCUUCUGAUCCCUUCACCUUCCCCGCCCUCCUCAAAGCAUGUUCAUCCCUCAACCUCUUUUCCCUUGGCCUCCUCCUCCACCAACGCAUCGUUCUUCUUGGCUUCUCCCUUGAUUCUUACAUAGCUUCUUCUUUGAUCACUUUCUAUGUCAAAUUCGGGUUCCCUGAUGUUGCUCGCAAAGUGUUCGACUUUAUGCCUCAGAGAAACGUUGUCCCUUGGACUACCAUUAUUGGCUGCUAUUCCCAUGGUGGUCGUGUUCUUGAGGCUUUUUCCUUAUUUGGUGAGAUGUGUUGCCAAGAAAUUCAGCCCACUAGUGUUACAUUGCUAAGCUUGCUAUCUGGAAUUUCAGAAAUUGCUCAAGUGCAGUGUUUGCAUGGCUGUGCGGUUUUGCAUGGGUUUAUGGUUGAUAUGACCUUGUCAAAUUCUCUAUUGAAUGUGUAUGGGAAAUGUGGAAGCAUAGAGGAUUCUAGGAAGUUGUUUGAUUACAUGGAGCAAAGAGAUUUAGUUUCUUGGAAUUCGUUGAUAUCAGCCUAUGUCCAGAUUGGGGAUCUGACUGAGGUUCUGCUGCUUUUUAAGACAAUGAGGGUGGAAGGGUUAGCGCCUGAUCGGCAGACUUUUGGGUCAGUGCUAUCUGUGGUCGCAUCAAGGGGGGAGUUGAAAUUAGGAAUGCUAGUUCAUGGCCAGAUUUUGAGAGGUGGUUUUCACUUGGAUGCACAUAUUGAAACAUCACUGAUUGUGGCGUACUUGAAAGGUGGGAACGUUGACACUGCUUUCAGAAUGUUUGAGAGGAGUUUGGAUAGGGAUGUAGUUUUGUGGACAGCCAUGAUAUCAGGCCUUGUGCAGAAUGAUUCUGCUAAUAAGGCACUGUGUGUGUUCCACCAAAUGUUGAAUCUCGGAGUGAAGGCAUCUAGUGCUACUAUGGCCAGUGUAAUUACAGCAUGUGGUCAACUUGGGUCUAUUCAUUUGGGUGCAUCCGUUCAUGGUUACAUAAUGAGGCAAGAAUUGUCAUUGGAUAGUGCCGCUCAAAACUCUCUUGUUACCAUGUAUGCAAAGUGUGGUCACUUGGAUCAGAGUUCAAUUAUAUUUGAUAGGAUGAGCAAAAGGGAUUUGGUUUCUUGGAAUGCAAUAGUUAGUGGAUAUGCACAAAAUGGCUAUGUAUGUAAGGCAUUGUUGCUUUUCAAUGAAAUGAGGAGUGAUCAUCAAAAUCCUGAUUCAAUAACCAUUGUCUCCCUCCUCCAAGGCUGCGCGUCAACUGGACAACUUCACUUGGGAAGAUGGAUACACAGCUAUGUUGUAAGAAACAUCCUUCAGUCGUGCAUCUUAGUGGACACUUCUUUGGUAGACAUGUAUUGGAAAUGUGGCGAUUUGGAUGCCGCCCAAAGGUGUUUCAACCGGAUGCCAUAUCAGGACUUGGUGUCAUGGAGUGCGAUAAUUGCAGGGUACGGCUAUCAUGGCAAAGGAGAAACUGCAUUUAGGUUAUACUCAGAGUUCCUGAAAACUGGGAUUAAACCAAACCAUGUGAUUUUCUUGUCGGUUCUAUCUUGUUGUAGUCAUAAUAGACUUGUAGACCAAGGAUUGAGCAUAUACAAAUCGAUGAGUAGAGAUUUUGGAAUUGCACCCAAUCUUGAACACCAUGCUUGUGUGGUUGAUCUCCUCAGUCGAGCAGGAAGGGUCGAGGAGGCGUAUAACCUGUACCGAAAAGUAUUCUUAGAGCCUCAUUUAGAUGUUUUAGGCAUAAUUCUUGAUGCAUGUCGAGCACAUGGUAAUAAGGAACUUGGUGAUGCAAUUGCCAAUGACAUUCUCAUGCUGAGGCCUAUGAAUGCAGGGCAUUAUGUACAACUUGCACAUUGCUAUGCUUGGAUAAACAAGUGGGAAGAAGUGGGUGAGGUAUGGAAUCAUAUGAGAUCUCUUGGAUUGAGGAAAAUUCCUGGCUGGAGUUUCAUUGACAUACAUGGGGCCAUAACUACAUUUUUCACAGAUCACAACUCACACCCCCAAUUUCAAGAAAUAGUGUUUACACUCAAAAUUUUGAGGAAGCAAAUGAUGAAAAUGGAGGAACGUUCAUUGUGUAUAUAAUACUAACAUUGUCUAAAAUGAACAAACGAAAGAGAAAGAAAGGAUGAACAGGAGCAGCGGAGAGCGUUCAUGGUGUUGAUGUCGACAGUUGGAUUCUGUCUCAUUGGUUACAUUGGCGGCAGACCACUCUAUUGGCAUCUCAACGAGUCCCUCUCCGCUGUCUCUUCUUGCCCCCCUUGCCACUGCGAUUGCUCUUUUGAACCUCUUCUUUCUCUCCCUGACGGAUUGAAUAACUCCAUUUUAGGUCAGUUCUUCUCCCUCUAUUACUACUACUUGUAGAAAAAGCUGCAGCUAUCAGAUAAUAAUGCCAUACAAAGUCACUUAUGCAAUGUGAUACACACCAUGAUCAUAGUUAAACACACAUGCAAAUAUAGCUGUUAUUAAUCACACUAAGUAGAUACGUAAUUAUCGUUCACCUAUUACACUAAGUAGAUACGUAAUUAUUGUUCACCUAUUCAACUUUCUCUUGAAUCAAUGACUUUUUCUUCAAUUGAUUUCUGCUUCAAAGAUAGAAUUAUGAACUACUAAUACACUGUCACCCCCAUCACUCACUGUGGAACUGACAUGAGCUUUUGAGAAUAACGCUUCUCCAAUACCGAAAAUAUAAAAAGAGAAAUGCUUCUCUUUAUACUGUAAUUAUCACUUUAUGUAACUGAUAACUGUACUACACGUGAUAGAUACGUAAUUAGCUAAACACAAAUAAAAUAUGGUCCUAUUAGAUUGUUACAUCCAAAUUAACUGAUUCAGCCACAGCUACCUAGGAAUAUGUUGUUACUAGGGUCUUCAAAAUCCUUGUGUGGUGUAUGCUAUUCUGUGUAUACCAAUCCCAUUUGAGGUACCAAGUAUAUGUGAAAGUAGGUCAGUAAUUGAGCAUAAUUUUGCAGACUAUGAUAAUUGAUAGAACUAUUGACAAAAAGGAAUAAAAUCUCUGCACAAGUAGUUCUCAAUUAUCCACCAAUUAUGCAGCUAAAUCUAUGCACAGGUAUAAUAUAAGGUAUCAGAAGAUAACCUUCAUUUCCUUUUAUCCUUUGAGGGCUAGCAUUUGCAUAGCUGAAAGUAAUAGGAUGCCAGCCUUUAUUCUCCAUCUUUGUUGUAGACUGGUUCCACAGGGUAUAGGUCAACGUUCUACGUUCAAGUUGACCUUCAAGACCAUGCAUCUACAAAGAAAACACAGGGAAGAACAAAGAAUA
This is a messenger RNA of Arachis stenosperma, 6330 nucleotides long. Its product is annotated as pentatricopeptide repeat-containing protein At4g04370-like. The record is from RefSeq and is a predicted model, not a curated record. Bases 2846 to 5140 code for a protein of 764 amino acids. The transcript is spliced from 3 exons. Gene Ontology annotation, biological process: RNA modification. Lineage: Eukaryota; Viridiplantae; Streptophyta; Magnoliopsida; Fabales; Fabaceae. Gene Ontology annotation, molecular function: protein binding; RNA binding.